Messenger RNA from Aethina tumida (small hive beetle), 4920 nucleotides. Its product is annotated as zinc finger protein 665. The transcript has 8 exons. Bases 296 to 3295 code for a protein of 999 amino acids. NCBI's taxonomy places the organism in Eukaryota, Metazoa, Arthropoda, Insecta, Coleoptera, Nitidulidae. The record is from RefSeq and is a predicted model, not a curated record.
CCCGCCAUUCCUCUCCGCAAAUAAUCGGAUUUUCGACCAAAGUAGGCCCAUCGGGGCCCCGUUAAAGUGAACGAGAGCAACCCCCGACGAAAUCCGGUCGCUCGCUUUUCGAUUUGAGGACGCGGACCUCCGGAAUCGGUUCUAAACCGAUCGAAAUUGGUGCACGAUUCCAGUCAAUGGCUACCCUUCGCGUCCCCCUGUUCUAAACAAUGACAGUGGCGUAUUUCACGUGAUGAAUUCAAAUGUGCGAAUCUCCAGUUGGGAUGUGAGGACGGCCUGAGAUUUCGGGAACGAAAUGAACACGAACAAUCCUGAUGGUCUGGCCGGCGGACACGGAUCCUCCAAUUCUGAGACGAGCACUCAGAGACCGCCGCCGGUGACAACGGUGCCUACAGAUCUCCGCGUGAACACGACCGCAUUGAACGCGGUGGCGUUGAGCAGCGUCGCCAAAUACUGGGUGCUCACCAACUUACUGCCCGGACCCAUUCCCCAAGUCUCAGUCUACGGUUUGCCAGGUGCUCGAGGCGACAACCAGGGCAAACUGACACAAGAUGCUAUGUUGGGUCAGCAUGGUCUUCUGCAGGCAGAUCCACUACUGUUGCCCCAUAACUCCCAAAUACCGGUCAGUCUUUCGCAGGGAGCGAACCUGGCGAUACCAACCAGUGGGAUGCAGCUAGAUGGCCACAAUUCCAUUGCCGCUAAUCACCAGCAACCGGAUAACUUAGCCAAUCAGAACCAAUUAGGCCGUGACGUUCGAAUGAACCACUCGCAGCAAAACCAUAACGGCCAACAACAACAACAACAACAACAACAACAACAACAACAGCAGCAGCAGCAGCAGCAAAACAUGGUACAAGUUCAAGUGCAGGACAAUCUGGUGUCGGUAAUAGAAGACAACAAAGAUCAAAAAGAUAUAAUAUCGGCACAACUGGCCGCCCAAUUGACAGAAAACGGUCAAAUACCGCAACAAGGAUUGACGGUCCAGCAGCUGCAGCAUCUUCAAGUGCAACAGGUGCUCGACAAUGUGGUGCGGAUGGAGAAUGCUGUUGAAAACGGCCAAAAUCACACCGGUAACGGUAACGACCAAGAUAUGCAGGAGAACAUGCAGAUCGUAAAGGACGAGAAAGUGUUACAAAAUUGCAAACUGUUGUCUGGGGCUGCGCCCUUUGGUGUGCAAGAUUUGAAAGGCGGUUUAAUGGAUGUCCGAACUGCAGAUGGGGGUAUUGUGAAGAUACAGACUAACAUGCAGGAGCAAGAAUUAGCUAAAACGUUAGGUGUUGAGAUGGUGCAGAAUAUGUAUAAAGUUAAUGUUGAUGAUCUCAAUCAGCUGCUAGCUUAUCAUGAGGUGUUUGGGAAACUCCAAGGUGAAAUAACAAAUAACAGCCAAAACAUAAUCCAAAACGCUACGAAUAACAUACAACCUCCAGCUUCCAAUAUUUCUAUCGUUACAAAAGAUGAGCAGGAAGCCUCCACAUCAAACAUAAACAACGAAAACAUGCCGACUCCAGUUCCAGGCAAUUUUGCGUGCGAUCUGUGCGGUAAAAUCUUCCAAUACCGUUACCAGUUUAUUGUCCACAGACGCUAUCACACAGAAAGAAAACCCUUUACGUGUCAGGUAUGCGGUAAAGCCUUCACGAACGCCCAAGAGUUGAGCAGACAUGGUAAGUGCCAUUUGGGCGGCAGCAUGUUCACGUGCGGCGUCUGCUUCCACGUGUUUGCCAAUCAAGCGUCGCUGGAACGUCACAUGAAACGUCACAGCACCGACAAACCGUACAAUUGCAACAUAUGCGGCAAAUCGUUCGCACGCAAGGAACACCUCGAGAAUCACACCCGCUGCCAUACCGGCGAGACUCCUUACAGAUGCCAGUACUGCGCCAAAACAUUCACUCGCAAGGAACACAUGGUGAACCACGUGCGCAAGCACACCGGCGAAACACCGCAUCGUUGCGAGAUCUGCAAGAAGUCAUUCACACGUAAGGAACAUUUCAUGAACCACGUGAUGUGGCACACCGGUGAGACACCGCACCAGUGCACGAUUUGCGGCAAGAAGUAUACGCGCAAGGAACAUCUGGCCAACCACAUGCGCUCACACACGAACGACACGCCGUUCCGUUGUGAGAUAUGUGGGAAAUCGUUCACUAGGAAGGAGCACUUCACGAACCACAUUAUGUGGCACACGGGCGAGACGCCGCACCGUUGCGACUUUUGUUCGAAGACGUUUACGCGGAAGGAGCAUCUGCUGAACCACGUCAGGCAGCACACGGGCGAGUCCCCGCACCGAUGCGGUUUUUGUUCCAAGUCUUUUACGAGGAAGGAGCAUCUUAUCAAUCACGUUAGGCAGCACACUGGCGAAACUCCCUUCAGGUGUAGUUUUUGUCCCAAAGCGUUCACACGAAAGGAUCAUUUAGUGAACCAUGUGCGGCAACACACCGGAGAGUCGCCGCACAAGUGCACGUUCUGCACCAAGUCGUUCACCAGAAAGGAACAUCUGAACAACCACGUGCGACAGCACACCGGCGAAUCGCCGCACCGUUGCCAUUUCUGUUCGAAAUCGUUCACGCGAAAGGAACACUUAACGAACCACGUCAGGAUACACACGGGCGAGUCGCCACAUCGAUGCGAGUUUUGUCAGAAGACGUUCACCAGAAAGGAACACCUGACCAACCAUUUAAGGCAGCACACGGGCGAGACGCCGCACUGUUGCAACGUGUGCUCGAAACCGUUCACCAGAAAGGAACACCUGAUCAAUCACAUGAGAAGCCACACGGGCGAACGUCCGUUCGCCUGCAACGAGUGCGGUAAAUCGUUCCCGCUCAAGGGCAACUUACUCUUCCAUCAGCGAUCGCAUAACAAAGGUGCGGCGGCCGAACGUCCGUUCCGUUGCGACUUGUGCGACAAGGACUUCAUGUGCAAGGGCCAUCUGGUGUCGCACAGGCGGUCACACAGUGGCGAACGGCCGCACACCUGCCCGACAUGCGGCAAAACGUUUGUCGAGAAGGGCAACAUGUUGCGGCACAUGCGCAAGCAUGCAGCUGAGAACGGAACUACGCAGGGGGCGCCGGCGGCGAUGGCACAGGGCGCCGCAACGCAGCAGUCCAGCGCCUUGGGGCCGGCCGCUCUGGGUGCUGCUUCGCUACAGAUUCCUCAAGGCCAACAAACAUCACAGACGUCCGCUCAGACGACGAGUGGAGGCGGGACGGGAGGCGGAGCAGCCCAUUUGAAUUUGCACGCGGGCGCACCCGGACAUCCGGUCGUCGUGCCGACCGCGAACGGGAAUGUGCUCGCGUCUUAUUAGGUAAGAAAAAUCGGGUAGGGUUUAUUUGUUUGCCUGUGACCUCGAUUUAUGCUAUUUUCUGUUGCUCGUUUUAUCGGCGAUUUGGGUGUUGUGGCGAAAUUUAAGGUUUUGUUCUUAAAUUUUUAUUAGACAAAUGUAAAUUUUUGCCGUUUUUAUAAACAUUUCUUAAACAAAACAUUUAAUAUUUAUUUAUUGUUUCAUAACUAUUUAGUAUCAAAUUUUUAAGUUCCAUCGUUGUAUAAAACAUUGAUUAUAUUAUUUUUCGUUUUAUUUAAUAUUUUCAGGGAAAUUUAGUAUUUUGUAAAUUUGUGUCCUUAAUCGUUUAUUAAACAUUUGUUUAUUUUUACUUAUUUAAAUUAAUUUUUCAGAACAAUUUGCAAGUUUAUUUUCAAAACAUUUAUGUACAUGAAAGUUGUAAUAUGAAUCGUUUAAGCUAAAUGUUUAUACAAAUUAUUUUUAUUUAUGAAGUUCCAGGCAAAAAAUGAACACCUACCGUCAGAUAAUCGAUUAUCUAAAGUGUGAUAAACGUGCGGGGUUCGUUUCGAUAUCCUGCACCUGUAUGAGUUUAUAUUUUGAUUAAAAUCAUCAGUAUUUUACGUGUAGUUUUAAUAAACCAUAGUACUACUAGAAAUUUUUGCGUAUCGUUGGAAAAAAUCGCCAUGCACACUUUUGUGCUUGUUUCUUAUGUGUCACUUGGGAUUUUUUCUGCCGAUAAUUUUACUUUAUUUUUGUUUUUUCUUUUUUUUUUUUUUGGUGCACCGAUAAAAAUGUAAUAAAAUUAAAUGGAAUUGCGAUAAAAAUGGCACUGCCCUUAGUGAUAUUCAUUGAAUCUCUGAUCAUUUUGAAAAGUGCAAAAGUUUUUAAGUUGUAAAUUUAGCUGCAAUUUAAAAAAGGGAACAAAUCGUAACUAACGAAGUGUAUGUUUUUCAUAUCCUCUCUAAAGCGUAGAUAAAAACUUAGUGAAAUUGAUGUUGCUGUAUAAAAUUAGAAUUUUAUAUAAAGAUACAUGUAAUUGUAUGAUAUAGUGUAUAUUUAGACUAAACUAGUACGAAUUUAUUAUUUUCCGACUGAAAGUUUUUCGAAUUUGUAAUAGUUGUGAUUGUUAUUUGCUUUAAGUUUUAAAUGUUUUAGGUCUUUGGCCUAAACGAUAACUUUUUAAUCGAAAUAUGCAUUGCCAUUGAGAGUUUAUUUUUUAUAACAGAAAAUAUACAAUAUGAAGAGUAUAGGUUUAAAGUGUGCUAAAUUAUGAUGGUUGUAUUGUAUGUUUUCUUUAAUAUAUAUUUUUAUUUACAAUUUUUUACAUUAAAGGCAAUAUAAAUAAAUAUAAAAUAUUUAAAAGCUUGCUUGUAAAUAUUUUUAAAUAUAGAUAAAUAAUUAUGUAUAUUUGUUAUAGAAAUUAUAUUUUCCCCCCCAUUUAUUUACAAAAAAAAUAUUUAUUUGUGAUUACAAAUAUUUAUGUGUAUAUACUGAUUAUUAUUGAAUAUUUGUGAUUGCGAACGUUUUAAAGUAAAAAGAAGAUGACAACUUUAUAGAUAUACAUAUACAUACUUAAUUAAUAUUUUUAGUUUAUUUUGUAAUACAAUCGAAAUGUAAUUUUUCUUUUUUUAAUAAAAUUAGUUGUAUUA